UUUGUGGCUAGUUUGGACAUUCUCCUUCCUUAUCCUUAACCAUGCAACUUUUGAUCCUCAGUCUUUUGGUGGCUGCUGCCUCCGCCACUUAUUCAUACGAUUACUCGUAUCCCCAAACCUAUGCUUUGGACAACUAUGGUGGAUCUUAUGGUGGAUCUUACGGUUACGGCGGAUCAUAUGGCUAUGGUGGUUUAGGAAGCGGAGUCUCAUAUCUCCUUGGAGGACAUGGAGGUUCUCACUAUGCUGCCCCAAGUAUUCAUUUCAUCAAGUACGUGCCUUCACAUACUUCUCAGACAUUACCCAAUGGUGGAAAGAUAAAUUUUGUCAUGAGGCCUUUAUCAACUAACAGAGAAACAGGUAUUAAAUCUACACAUAAAGGAUCUUCAUCUACAUCACCUCAAAAUCCACCAGCCUGGAUCUCGACUAAAGGUGGAACUCCUCAAGGCAAAAUAUCAGAUACGUCAAAGACUGAUGAUCAUAUCAAUAUACAUAGCUCAAUAGAUCCAGCAUGGACCUCAACUAAAGGUGGAACUCCUCAAGGCAAAAUAUCAGAUACAUCAAGAACUGAUGAUCAUAUCAAUACACAUGGCUCAAUAGAUCCAGCAUGGACCUCAACUAAAGGUGGAAUUCCUCAAACCAAGACAUCAGAUUCAUCAAAAACUGAUGGUCAUAUCAAAACACAUGGCACUGCAGAUUCAGCCUGGAUCUCAACUAAAGGUGGAAUUUUUCGAGGCAAAACAUCAGAUAUAUCAAAUGCUGAUGGCCAUACCAAAACACACGACUCGACUGAUCCUUCUAAGAGUCCCAUUCCAUUUCAUCCAAAGCCAGUCAUUCCAAGUACAACUAAAGUUCCAGCAUCUGUUACCCCAUCAAUGCCUAAAGAUAUUCCUGUUACCAUCGACUAUGAAGACGAGUUCUUUGAUGAUGACAUAGAAGAUGAACCUGAAAAUGAAAUUGAAGAAACGCCUUUGCGUCCUGAACCUCUGUCAGAUGAACAACCACAGUCUAGUUUGAUGGAUGAGAAUGACAAUUCAAAGGAGGCAUUCGUUUCCGUCCCACGCAAUCAUAAGGGAAAACUUAACCCGUCCUCAAGUAUGUCUUCUUCAGAAAGGCAAAUUCAAGAUACAGACUCUACUGGCAAACCAUUUCAUGACACUACUUCUGUGGAUGUUAAUACCAAAACGGGAAUCGCCAGUAAAUCUUCAUCUCACGUAGACGGUGCUCCAAGUUUGAGUACAAGGGACCACACACCUAAGAGGGCUUUUAGUCCUGUGCCAGAUAUGGACUAUGACAAUUUUGGUGCUUCAAAUAACCCGACAAACAACGAUGAUUCCAGAAAACACAACAGUAGGGGAUUCACUUGGGAUCGUCAAGCAGUUUAUUCUGGGUUAUCGACUGUUCAUAAGCAAAUUCCUUAUAAUAACAGGCCUUUGGCCGUCCAGUUAAUGCCCCAGGCAUUGCCCUUUUUAACAUCGUCGGAAAUAGUAGUGGAAAAUCCAGUAAUUGGUUAUUAUUACGGAAAUCAUCAACCGGCAACUGUAACCUAUGAAUAUGGAAUACCGAUGGAUGUUGUAGUCACAAAGUAAAAUACAAAAUGUAUGUAAUAGUUUGUUAAAAUGUAUUGCAAAACUCAUGCAUGUUAUCACAUUACUUUACCAAUUUUCACUGUUUAUUGAAAUAUUGAGAUUGUACCCAUACAUUGUAUGUUUUAACAUAGUUUGUCAAUGUUUCUAUCUUAAGUUGGAAAAUUUCAGCCGUUGGCUAUUGCUAAGCAAACCAUUAAUUUUGUACUAUAAGCUAUGGACAUGGAAUAUGGGCGGAUAAUGCAGUCACUUAUUAAAAUGCAAAGUAUAUACUGUAGUUUUACAAAUGCAUACUAUGAAAGACAGGUAUGCUUUUAAAUAUUUUCGUCAAUUAAUUUGUAUAGCUU
Messenger RNA from Parasteatoda tepidariorum (common house spider), 1930 nucleotides. RefSeq lists its product as uncharacterized. NCBI's taxonomy places the organism in Eukaryota, Metazoa, Arthropoda, Arachnida, Araneae, Theridiidae. The record is from RefSeq and is a predicted model, not a curated record.